This is a messenger RNA of Candida dubliniensis CD36, 2625 nucleotides long. RefSeq names its product mitofusin (gene FZO1). The transcript has a single exon. The record is from RefSeq and is a predicted model, not a curated record. Gene Ontology annotation, molecular function: GTPase activity; GTP binding. Gene Ontology annotation, biological process: mitochondrial fusion. Lineage: Eukaryota; Fungi; Ascomycota; Pichiomycetes; Serinales; Debaryomycetaceae. The coding region runs from base 1 to 2625 and encodes 874 amino acids. Gene Ontology annotation, cellular component: mitochondrial outer membrane.
AUGGGCGAUUUUCCAAAUCUAGAACCUGAAAAGAGGAUUGAUCAAGAUUCUCAUUCCGAUAAUAACAGUGUGAAUGAUCAGGCUAGUUCAACGAAUGCUUCUGUUUUGUCAACUAGUCCUUCUCGUUUAGUAUAUAUUCCAGGAGAGUCCUCGUUAACUCGUGAUGGACCUUUACCGAUAGAUGGAGAAGAGGGAUCAAGUUCACAACGUGGGUUCAUAACACGCAGCAAUCGUCAACAAAUCGAUACAUCAUUGCAACAAGUGCAGUACAACAAUAAUAAAAUAGCAUUAGACAGUUCUAUCAACCAGACCAUUGAUUUGAUUUCUGAAUUACAAGAUGAAAAUAAAGAGAGACCUAUAUUUUAUCCGACAGAGAUUGAAGAUGAUGCCAAUGUUGUCUUAAACUCGGCAAAGGCGCAUUUGGCAUUAGUCCGUAAGAAUAGUACUUUGAAGUCUAUAAAUAAAUCCAAAAUUGAAACUGACACAAAGGAACUACCAGAAUUCAAGAUUUUAAAAAUCAGUUUAAAGUCCGGGCAUGGCGACAACAGCAAUACCAUGGCCAACUUGGAUAAAAAAUCAAUUGCCAAUUUGUUGGAAAAAAAAUUGUUACAACAAGUUAAAUAUUUAUUAAAUUUAAAAGACAGAAUUGAUGACACUACAUCAAAAGUAUUUGUUACUGGUGACUUAAAUGCUGGGAAAUCUACAUUUUGUAACGCUUUAUUGAGAAGAAAGAUUCUACCUGAAGAUCAACAGCCCUGUACUGCAGUAUUUUGUGAAGUCAUAGAUGCAUCAAAGGAAAAUAAUAGCAUAGAGGAAGUGCACGCGGUUCCCAUCGGUAAAGAGUACAACAUUCGUGAUGAGUCUACAUUUGAAGUUUAUCCAUUAGAGAGUCUAGAGGAUUUGGUUUAUGAUUGUGAUCGAUUCAGCUUAUUGAAAAUCUACGUUUUAGACCAUCGUAGCUUCCAAGAAAGCUUAUUGCACAAUGGGGUUAUAGAUAUUAAAUUGAUUGAUGCCCCCGGAUUAAACAUGGACCUGUAUCAAACGACUCAAGUGUUUUCACGCCAAGAGGAAAUUGAUUUGGUGGUAUUUGUUGUUAGUGCAGAAAAUCAUUUCACAUUGUCAGCAAAGGAGUUUAUUGCUGCUGCUGCAAAUGAAAAAAGAUAUGUGUUUAUUGUUGUCAAUAGAUUUGAUCAUAUCAAGGAUAAAGAAAAGUGCAAAAGAAGAAUAUUAGAUCAGAUCAAGAGUUUAUCUCCAGACACUUAUAAGAAUGCAAAAGAGUUUGUCCAUUUUGUGAGCUCAAGUGAAGUUUUGAAUGAAAAUGGUGGUGGGGAUGACGGGGAUGACGGUGAUCCUGACGAUGACGACAACUACAACAAUGAUCAUCCUGAUUUCGACCAAUUAGAAGCAUCUUUGAGAAAAUUUCUCUUAGAAAAGAGAUCUAUUUCCAAAUUAUUACCAGUUAAGGAUUAUUUGCUUAAUAUUUUACUAGAUUUGCAGACAUUAUCUAAAAUCAACGAGAAAAUCUACCAUGAUGAAAAAGUGGACAAACUUCAAGAAUUGAAUAAUCAGGUAGCCCCAAAGUAUAAUGACAUAAUGACCAAAUCUGUGAGAAUAGGUGAUACCAUUAAUGGGUUGAUUGAAUCUACCUGCACUGAGGUAUAUAACGAAACUAAUAAGGAAAUUGUGACUACUGUAAACAAUUUGGGAGAUAAACCAAUAGUGAAAUAUCCUGGACUCCAGUACUUGUUUGAAUAUGCCAAAGAGACCCAAUUAGCAAUGAUCGAUAUAGUUUUGGAAUCGGUUGCACGUAGUGAAGAAGUGGCCAAGAGGGUUACUUCAACUAGGGUAGACGAGAUUAUCAAAUACGGACAACAGACUUUAAAUGAAGAGUUCUUGAAUGACAAGGUAUUUAAUUCAGAUUUGAUGUUUACUAGAAGAAGAGAUACCAUUGGAAAAUCAAUUGAUGAUACCAUUGAAAUUAAUGAUUUCUUUGAUCCCUCGAUUGAAUCGUUUUUAGUAUUUGUUGGAUUACCAGAGAAAUUUGUCAAGUCUGCCAAAUACCAAUUAUCCUAUUUUAAUCCAGUUGGUAUGUUGACGUCGAUACCUCAAAAUGCAGUGACUCUUAAGGAACAAUUACCAUCACAGCUUACUUUGCAUACACUUUAUUCAUCGAGUAAAAUUUUGACUACUGGUGCGUUAGUACACAAGAUGUACCAAUUUUCACAUUAUGUGACUCCCAAAAUGGUUAAAAAGAUUGCUAUCCCAGUAAUUAUUGGAAUAUCAGGUAUCACAUUAUAUUAUCUUUUGAGUGAUAUUCCUAAUGCAUUGCCCAGAAACCAAGCUAGAAAAAUCAAGAAACAAAUUGGUGAUUUGGACUAUGCCCAUCAAAACUCGGCUCGAAUCUCACGUGAGUGUCGUCAAGUAUUAAACUACCCAGCAAGACAAGUGAUGAAUAAUUUCCAAACCAGUAUUGACAAGAGAAGUAACGAAAAGGCUGAAUUAGAAAAGGUAAUUAAAGAUGCAGAAAUAAGUUCUGGUUUCUUUAAAAAUUUAUUGACAAAAGUAGAACGUCAACAAGGUUUGCUUAAGGAAAUUGAUUUGGAAAGUAUUAAUUAUGUGGAGUAA